UGAUCAAUUUAUUUAUGAUCGACCGAUCAGUUUUGUAUGACGCUUGAAAAUUUUCAACUCUUUCGAUUUUCUUUUGAGCAAUGAUUAAUUUGAGUACAUUACAAUUGAAAAUGUUCCACAACGGUAUGAUUGUUGGUCGAAUUGUUACUCGUAAUAUGGCCACAAUGCCGGUGGAUGUGCCGAAAAAAUCUUAUGAACUUGUCAUUGUUGGUGGUGGAGCAGGUGGUCUAUCCAUUGCAUCUCGUUUUGUUCGUUAUUUGCGUGCAUUAAAAAAACCACCAAAUUCAAUUGCAGUUAUUGAACCACGAGAUACACAUUUUUAUCAACCAUUAUGGACAUUGGUUGGUGCUGGAAUAAAAGAUCUUUCAGAAUCAGGUCGGCCAAUGGCACAGGUAAUGCCAAAAGGUGUUGAUUGGAUUAAAGAAGCAUGUUCGAAAAUUGAUCCCGAAUCUAAAAGUGUCAUAUUAUCCGGAGCAACUGGAACUGUUAAUUAUCGAUAUUUAGUUGUAGCUGCUGGUAUUAAUAUUGAUUGGGAUAAAGUGGAAGGUUUAUUACCGGCAUUAGAACAGCCAAACAAUGGUGUCUGUUCCAAUUAUUCGGAUCGUUAUGUUAUGAGAACCUGGCAAACAAUGAAACAAUUUCAAGGUGGUAAUGCAAUAUUUACGAUGCCAAAUACACCAAUCAAAUGUGCUGGAGCACCGCAGAAAAUAAUGUAUCUAACCGAUGCACAUCUUUGCAAAAAUGGUGUUCGAGAUCGAACAAAAAUCACUUAUUACACAUCAUUACCAGCAGUUUUUUCCUCAAAACCUUAUUCUGACGCUUUGACAGAAUUGUGUCGAAAACGCGAUUUAAAUAUUAUGACUCGUCAUAAUCUUGUUCGUGUUGAUUCGCAAAAACGAUUGGCCUAUUUUGAACAUUUAGAUCGACUGGAUGAUCCAUUAUCCGAAGUAAAAUAUGAUAUGCUUCAUGUAACACCACCAAUGAGUGCACCAAAAUUUCUUAAAUCAUUGGCCAAUGAUACAAGUAAUGGAUUUGUUGCUGUUGAUCCUCAAACACUUCAACACGUUCAAUAUGAAGAUAUAUUUGCAUUAGGUGAUUGUUCAUCAUUGCCAACAUCGAAAACAGCCGCAGCAAUUGCAUUGCAAAACUCUAUUCUAGCCAAGAAUCUAUUACAAUACAUACAAUAUAAAGAAAGUGAUAACAUUGGUGGAUCAAAGCUUAAGUUCAAAGCAAUCUAUAAUGGCUAUUCAUCCUGUCCAAUCGUAACUGGUAAUGAACGAUGUAUUAUGGCCGAAUUCGAUUAUGAUUUCAAACCAUUGGAAACAUUUCCGUUUGAUCAAUCAAAAGAACGUCGAACAAUGUUUUUAACGAAAAAAUAUAUGUUACCAUUUGUCUAUUGGAAUGCUAUGUUGAAAGGAUAUUGGAGCGGGCCAUCAAUAUUUCGAAAAAUAAUGCAUCUUGGAUUCAAGUAAAACAUCUAGUAAACAACAUUAUAAUUCAAUCAAUGAAUGAAAAAAUCUGAUUUUUUUAUUAUUAUUAUUCAAAUUUUAUCUCGAUUAAA
Dermatophagoides pteronyssinus (European house dust mite) is the source of this 1561-nucleotide messenger RNA. RefSeq names its product Sulfide quinone oxidoreductase (gene Sqor). Lineage: Eukaryota; Metazoa; Arthropoda; Arachnida; Sarcoptiformes; Pyroglyphidae. Gene Ontology annotation, molecular function: FAD binding; sulfide:quinone oxidoreductase activity. Gene Ontology annotation, cellular component: mitochondrion. The record is from RefSeq and is a predicted model, not a curated record.